CAUCGCGUCUCCUUCCUUAUACCACCGACCAUAUUGACGACACAACACUCCCGCCAAUAACCUUGCGAUGAAGAAGUUCAUCCCUCCACUCCUCACCCGGCGCGCUACGGCUUCAGUCGAUGAGCCACCCGCGAAAAAAGCAAAGAUCGGGUCGUCGGACGACAGCCCGCAAUCAAGCUCAUCUACGCCCACGGCAACCAGGCCGGGCAUCAGGUUGACCUCCACGACUGCAAAGCGCAGGCCAUUGCUCUCGGUCAAGAACCCUGUCGCCGCCAAACCGGCUUCAGCUUCCACAUCGAGCACGGUCGCUACGCAGGGAACCGCCGGUGGUGGUACGGAGGACUAUUACAAUGUGCUCUGGCGCAAAAAGACAAACAAGAAACACAAGACCUUCGAUGGCGACGGUGUCCUCUCGGUAGUGGGCGGCUACGCGACGCUGCAAGACUCGAGUGGCAAAGAUCUCGGGAAAACGCUACUCAAUAGAAAACUCGAGCUCGGAGACAUUGUGUCGUUGGGUGGGAAAGAGGUGGAGAUAGACUCGCUGCUCUCGAAAGCAGACUACCUUGCCGGAAGGCCUUUCCUUCGGGCUAGCAAGACUUCUACGGAAACCGAGUUUGUUCCUUCGACGAUACCGUCCGCGAUCAAGGGUUUCAAGGCACCAUUGCUACAUACCACUGUCAUGCCAAAGAAGGCGAACUCGAAGGUUCCCACACCAAGACAUGACCCGGCGGCCGAGAAUGCGUUGAUAAUGCCGAGGCCAAAUGCGAAGUCCAUUCCGGCCGGGAAGAAAAUGGUGGACGUGGUAGUCGAUCCGUAUCUUUCGCAGUAUUUGCGGCCACAUCAGCGUGAGGGCGUUGAGUUUCUCUACCAGUGCAUCAUGGGAAUGAAACCGUUCGAAGGCCGUGGAGCCAUACUGGCCGACGAGAUGGGAUUAGGAAAAACUUUGCAGACAAUUGCGCUACUGUGGACCUUGAUGAAGCAAAAUCCCGUUUACGGAGACAGUCCCGUCGUAAAAAAGGCGCUGAUCGUCUGCCCAGUCACUUUGAUCAACAAUUGGCGCAAGGAGUUCAAGAAAUGGCUAGGAAAUGAGCGGAUAGGAGUGCUUGUGGUGGACUCCAAGACUAAUCUGCGGGAUUUCAUUGCGGGAAAGACGUAUUCCGUUCUGGUGAUCGGAUAUGAAAAGUUACAAAAAGUCCACACUGAGCUCAAGAAGGCUAAUAUCGACAUUGUGAUUGCUGAUGAGGGACACCGUCUCAAGACGGAGAAAAACAAGGCAGCGCAAGCCAUCAGAGCCUUGAAUACACCGAGAAGAAUCAUACUCAGUGGCACACCGUUGCAAAACGAUCUCCAUGAGUUUUUCAUUAUGGUUGAUUUCGUCAAUUCAGGUCUACUGGAAAGCUACGCCACGUUCCGCAAGGAGUUCGAGAAUCCGAUCGUAAAGAGUCGCCAACCAGGUGCCUCUAAGAAAGAUGUCGAAAAAGGUAAAGCCCGUAGCGACGAGCUGGCCAGAAUCACCGCAAUGUUUGUUCUCCGUAGAACGGCAGAGAUCCUUUCCAAGUAUCUGCCUCCCAAAAAGGAAUUUGUCAUCUACUGCCGGCCGACAUCCCGCCAACUGGAGGUAUAUCGCAACAUUCUUAAGUCGUCUGCCUUCAACAAAUGUCUCGGUAGUGCAGACAAGUCACUAUUGUUGAUCACGGUACUCAAGAAACUCUGCAAUACACCAGGGCUCCUGGUGUCCGGAGAGAAAGAACAGAGCGAAAACGUGAAGGCCCUACUUGCUGAAGUGGAUCCGAGGCUCCUCGCAUCUAGAAACGCAUCGUCAAGUGGGAAGCUUCGAGUCCUAAACCGCCUCCUCGUCACGCUCAAAAACCACACCGAGGAAAAAAUCGUCAUCGUUUCCAAUUACACCAGCACCUUGGACGUCCUCCAAAACCUCCUCAUCUCCCGCGGCCUCUCCUGGCUCCGUCUGGACGGUGGCACACCCAACGAGAAGCGCCAGCAACUAGUCGAUAAAUUCAACAAUACAAACAGCAGCACAUCCUUCGCUUUCCUCCUCUCUGCCAAAAGCGGCGGCGCAGGAAUUAACCUAAUCGGCGCCUCCCGCCUGGUCCUCUUCGACCUUGACUGGAACCCCGCCACAGACGCGCAAGCAAUGGCGCGAAUCCACCGCGACGGCCAAAAACACCCAGUAUUCAUCUACCGCCUCCUAACUACCGGCUGCUUCGACGAAAAAAUCUUCCAGCGCCAAAUCACCAAGCAAGGCCUAGCCGAGUCCGUCAUGGACAACAAAUCCGGCGCGUCAGCGUUCACCCAGGCGGAGCUUAGAGACCUGUUCUCGCUUAACGAAACGACGGAAUGCCAAACCCACGACCUCCUUGGCUGCGCCUGCGGCGGAAAGGGCUACACUACUGACCCCAUCGUCCCCGCGCUUACCGACAGCGACAGCGACGACGAACUCCUCUCACUGCCAGGGUUGAUGAAGGCCUCCGCCGCGAGCGAGGACAUCAUCUCUGGCCGCUCCGUAAAGCAGGCCGUGGAGAAGGAGGCGCUGGGUGCAUUGAUGGAGUAUGAUCACGUUGCGACCAAACUGCUGGAACCCCCGGAAUCGAGCGAUGAUUGGACGCGAGAGCUGGAUGAGGACGUGGAUUCCAUGCCAUAUAGGGAUAUUAGUGUGGAGGAUGAGGUGCUCAUGCGUGUCCUGUGUGAGAAGGCGAAGAUGGAGGAGGUUAGUUUUGUUUUCCAGAAGUGCUUUUAACGGACCAUAAACACAGUGGUGCGUGUUUACGCUGCUAUAGAUGGUAUCUCGAUAUGUGUUAUGUGUUAUGUACUGUAUAUAGAUGGGAAUCUGGGGGGGAUAAGAGGAUAAACUGCUUAGAAGCAUUAGAUGGUUACAUUUUUUUGUUUGUUUAAUCAUUGAUUGCGUGUUAUGUAGAUAGACCAUGGCAAUAUAUUCACACUCCGCCUCGCCCCCACGCUUCUUCGUCAGGAGAUGCCAUGAAAGAGGGAG
Molecule: messenger RNA, 3007 nt
Organism: Tricharina praecox
Lineage: Eukaryota; Fungi; Ascomycota; Pezizomycetes; Pezizales; Pyronemataceae
Product: SNF2 family N-terminal domain-containing protein
Exons: 6
Coding region: 68-2755 (895 amino acids)
Biological process (GO): reciprocal meiotic recombination; double-strand break repair via homologous recombination
Cellular component (GO): nucleus
Molecular function (GO): DNA translocase activity; ATP-dependent chromatin remodeler activity; ATP binding
Source: RefSeq, a predicted model, not a curated record